This is a messenger RNA of Caenorhabditis auriculariae, 3022 nucleotides long. The record is from the annotation of a GenBank genome assembly. NCBI's taxonomy places the organism in Eukaryota, Metazoa, Nematoda, Chromadorea, Rhabditida, Rhabditidae.
AUGGACAAAAAUGGAAAUGAGCGGCACAAAACAGCUGCCAGUUGCUAUGUGUGUACUGAAUCGGGGUUUGUUGUGGUCCUCGCCGGCCGACGCCCUCAAAAAUCGCCCUCAAAGCUGCUCAAAUAUAAAAGCAAUGCGAAUUCCGACGUUGCCGGCGACUAUAAAUGGCUCCAGAAGACCGAAAAUCUCAUUCUGGAGAUGAUCCAGGUGUUUUUGUUCCUCGUUUCUGUACAUUUAGCGGCUUCAAAUGCGAUUUUUGAUCGCAAUUUCACCAAGCCGUACGUUCUUAAGAAGACGUGGGUCCAGAACUUCAUCAAGUUCCAGUACAUCUUUGAAGGGAAGCAGAGGAAGGCGAAGAUCGUACCACUUGGUUUGCAGUUGCGGUCUUGAAGGAUAUUCAGAUCUUUUCCUUCUGCAGGUUGUGUUCCUUCAAACAUCGACGACGGAGAGAUGCUGAAGGUCCACGAGCAGCAUCACGGGCACGACUUCGUCUUCAGCUGCGAAGAAGGCGAAGACGGCGUUCUCAACUAUGAAGCGAUCGGUAGGACAUCCUUGUGAAGACGUCGUUCUAUUGCGGAUUCAGCGUGCGUCGACGCCUUCGGAACUCCGAUGUAUCCUGGAGAGGCUCGCAAACUGAGCAACGGCACCGUCAUUCUUCACUGCAACAUAUUCGGAGGCGCUCUCAAGAAGGUCGUCGAGCGAGGUUCAGACUCUUCUCUGGAACGAUUCCGAAGAAUAAGUUCCAGUGGCUGGAUGCUACUUCAACGAGACGAUCUACGGAGAGGACGAGAAAUGGAUCGAGCCGUUGGCUUCAGUUCAGGCCAAAGAUGACGACGGAAUGACGAUGAAUGCGAGACUGAUGCAAUGCUUCCGACCUCACUACAGCUACUAUGAGAGCCAUGUAGUUGGUGAGAUAAUUGCCAAACUCGAACAUUGUUCGGUAAAAAGUGGGGAAAAUUUUAGGAAGACAGUUUGGAUAUAGUAAGACUAAUCUUGAACACAUUGUGUUUGACGCUCAACUUUGUCCAAAGCUUUUUAAUCAAAAUAAUGCAUUCAAAAAUCUUCUGGAAAUUUUUUGAAUGAUUUAUCUGAAGCCAUAACUGGUGAAGAAAGCAAAAGAGGCACUAAUGAAUUGGUUUAAAAAAGUAUCAUUUCUUCUUUUUCAUUUCAAACCUUUCUUGAUCUGUUUCAGGAUGUGUGAUCGGCCGAAUCGGAGUUUUGGUUGGAGAGUUUGGACAACUGAGGAACGGCGACUACGUGAAGUGCGUCGAGAGCGAGCUUGGAAGUGUGAAGAUUGAACCAGCCAGUCUGAAAGGUGUGGAAGUCCCCGAAGACUACCAAAGCAAGGAUCAACUUCAGACCUUGCCUGCUCACUCGACAACUCCACCAAGGAGCACAACUCAGAAUGGCGUGACGACCGUCGCGCCGCGAUCAUGCAGUGCAACUACGGCCACAUUCUCAAGACCAGUGAGUCUUUUGAACUGAUUGAGAAGAAAAAGCCAUCUUGUUGCAGAAUGUUUGCUCGACGGCCAAGAGCUGCCAAUCGGCCAAGAAAUUUCGGUGUCACAGGGCUGCGUCUUCAUGUGCCAUCCGCAGACCAACGUCUACAUCUGCGACACGAAACUUGACGAGUUCCACAUCGUCGACGAAAGUUCCAACUCGACGGAUCUCCGCGCCGUCUUCCGUCUAUGAACCGAUUCGUCUCUCCCUAGCACCAUAUCUGUACAUGAACUCGAUAAAAUGAAUAGUUAUGUGACCGGAAUGUUGGAAUUUAUCACGAAACAGGUGCUUCUGGCAGCCAAGAUAAGGUCGUUUUUAUUGUAAUCGUCAAUCAAUGCGCUCCCUCUUCUUGCUCUCCUUUUUAGCUGUUUGUUGGGCUGACGCGACUCUAACCAAACACGAUUCUGAUGAUGGGCCGAGUAUCAUCUGUGAGAUUUUUCUUCAUCAAAAUGCAGUAAAAACAUCUCUCGAAAUAUUCUCAAGAACCAAAAAUCAAGAUAAGUGUUUUCAAAGAUAGGCGAGAGUGUCCCUUUUCACAGUCUACUCUUGUGUACUUUUGAACAACUUGAAAUGAAGUCGAAAUAAAUCCACCCAAGCCACGAAAUUUUUCAGUAGACGUAGGACUAUUAAGGUCUAGUUUGCUUAUUUUAAUCAUGCAUCUUUUCUCGAAGACUCGGGAUAGAGCCUUUUAAAAACGCAAAAAAAUUGAAAAUUUUGCUUUUUUGAGAAUCUAAGGAAGUUUUUUUGAAAGAAAAUAUAAACUCCCUCAUAAUCUGUCUUUUGAAUAAUUGAAUUUAGCAUGGAUUUGCCCAGACCCAAUACUUUUCUCUUUCGUUCAAUCAGCCCUUCAGCAGUACCGGACCGUCGAUGACAUUAGCAACUACGUCGACCAACAAGUUAGAGGGUACCUUUUCCAUUCAUCUUUAAAAUCGGUGCCCCUUUAGGGUUUUUUUUCCCCAAAACGAAUACCCAUUCCGCACCGGCUUGUCAUUUUUUUUCUUCCAAAAAGACCCUAUACCGAAUAGGAUCAUAUUUGACCCUACUUGACCUUACUUUUUGCUGUCUUUUUUCAGUUAAAAGACCCUAUUUUUUCUGUCUUUAUUCAUUUUUGUAAGUGUUAAAAAAGCGGUUUUUUCCGGUUGCUUUUUUCAGAUGUUCGUUUAAAGAGUGAAAAUCUCGGGCGGAACACAUUAUUAAUAGAUCAAGAUUUAUUGAUCCAUCCUUUGUGUGCGAUCCACGAUGAAAAUUUGAAAAAGGCAUUCAUCUUUUGAAUAUAUAUUACCGAGGCAACUAUGAACAGACUAAAUAUCCACAUUCCAGGUACAAAGACCAAAUGUGGUUGGUGAACGCGAUCAACUACAGCCGAACGACGGCGGACACUGAUCCGAUGCCAAACACAGAGUCCCAAAAUCUCUGUUUCAUUCAAGUUUGUGCAAAAAAUCUACUUUCUCAAUGAGAAUCCCGAUUGCAGGCACCUUCAGAAAACAUCAUCGUUUUUAUCGCCGCCAUAAAUCCUUCAUAG